Messenger RNA from Trichoderma aggressivum f. europaeum, 954 nucleotides. RefSeq lists its product as uncharacterized. The transcript has a single exon. Lineage: Eukaryota; Fungi; Ascomycota; Sordariomycetes; Hypocreales; Hypocreaceae. Gene Ontology annotation, molecular function: catalytic activity; 4 iron, 4 sulfur cluster binding. The record is from RefSeq and is a predicted model, not a curated record. Bases 1 to 954 code for a protein of 317 amino acids.
AUGGAUCUCUCCAUCUACAUUCUGAUUCUCACUGUUACUGUCAUGUUCUUUACUGUCAAAUGGCAUGUUCGCUCUGGAAAGAUUCCAGUAUCUGUCAACUAUCACUUCUCACGCAAGUGUAACAAGGAAUGCCUCUUUUGUUUUCACACAGCAACCACUUCUCACAUCGAAAAGCCAGAGAAUGCCAAGAGAGGCUUGGCUCUCCUCAAGCAAGCGGGGAUGAAGAAGAUCAACUUUGCCGGCGGAGAACCAUUUCUCUACCCAAAGUUUCUAGGGGAGAUGAUAGAUUUUUGCAAAGACACACUCCAACUCGAAUCCGUCUCUAUCGUUACCAAUGGAAGCUUGGUCAAAGAAACUUUUCUUCGAAAACAUGGCCGCAACAUCGACAUUCUAGCCGUCAGCUGCGAUUCCUUCGACGAAGAUACAAACAUAAAGAUUGGACGAGGAUCCGGGGACAAUGUUCGCAAACUAUACGAGAUUGCUUCUUGGUGCCAGAAAUACAACAUCAAGUUCAAGCUCAACACAGUUGUGAAUAGAUUCAACCAUUUGGAGGAUAUGAAUGAGCACCUCACGAUGCUUCAGCCAUUCCGAUGGAAGUGCUUCCAAGUUCUCAUUGUGGCUGGAGAAAACGAUUCCGACAAGACCCUUCGUAACGCUCACAAUCUCACCAUUUCCGACGACGAAUUUGAUCGCUUUUGUGAAAGACAUGGCAGCCAAGCCUCUCUCGUCCCAGAGCCCAACCGACUGAUGGCGAAAUCCUACCUCAUACUCGACGAAUACAUGCGUUUCUUGGAUAGAAAUGGCCAGCAGCCAUCAAAGUCCAUCUUGGAAGUUGGCGUGCGGCGAGCUCUUCAAGAAGUUUUUUGGGAUGAAGAGGCAUUCGUUGAACGGGGAGGGGUCUACGACUGGAACAAGCCAUCUUGUUCUACGGACAACAAAGAGCUGGAGUGGUGA